Molecule: messenger RNA, 1662 nt
Organism: Nothobranchius furzeri (turquoise killifish)
Lineage: Eukaryota; Metazoa; Chordata; Actinopteri; Cyprinodontiformes; Nothobranchiidae
Gene: tmod4
Product: tropomodulin 4 (muscle)
Biological process (GO): actin filament organization; myofibril assembly; muscle contraction
Cellular component (GO): striated muscle thin filament; myofibril; cytoskeleton
Molecular function (GO): tropomyosin binding
Source: RefSeq, a predicted model, not a curated record
ACACACACCCUGUGUCACACAGCCAAAAUAAUAAAAUGCUGACUUCUCACUGUGCCGUUGGCAUGCUCAUCUCAGCAUAGCAGUCCUGUAGCCCGACACUCCGGGAGAAAGAAGAGACGGAGGGAGGGAGAGGUAGAAAAAAGAAAAGGGAGAUAACCUGCUCUUCCUGCAGCCUCCGUCCUGCCGAGGGGCUUCAGCCCUCUGCUGCUGUCAAGUGUCCUCACAUUCAGGUGUGUAGAGGUGUGUAUGAGUGUUUGUGAGCCGGAGCCAUGUCAGACCCCAGGGACAUCGAUGAGGACGCCAUCCUCAAGGGCCUCAGCGCCGAGGAGCUGGACCAGCUGGAGUGUGAACUGCAGGAAAUGGACCCCGAGAAUGCCAUGCUGCCAGCUGGCAUGCGACAGCGUGACCAGACGAAGAAGGGUCCGACGGGGCCGUAUGACCGUGACGCCCUGAUGCUGUACCUGGAGAAGCAGGCUCUAGAGAGCGAGGACAGGGAGGAUCUGGUGCCCUUUACUGGGGAAAAGAAAGGUAAGGCAUUCAUAGCCAAGAAGAAAGAGAUCCCCGAACACGAGCAGGUGAUCCUGGAGCCGGAGCUGGAGGAGGCUCUGAAAAACGCCUCAGAUGCUGAGAUGUGUGACAUCGCAGCGAUUCUUGGGAUGUACACGCUAAUGAGCAACAAGCAGUACUACGAUGCUCUGGGCACCACCGGCACAAUCGCGAACAAAGAGGGCAUCAACAGUGUUGUGAAACCAGAUCCAUUCAAGUUCUUCCCAGAGGAGCCUCCAAACACCACAAAUGUGGAGGAGACCUUGGAGAGAAUCCUCAACAACGACAGCAGCCUGACUGAGGUCAACCUUAACAACAUCAAGGACAUUCCCAUCCCAGUGCUUAAGGAGAUUUUUGAAGCAAUGAAGGAAAACUCUCACGUGGAAGUUUUAAGCAUUGCAGCCACUCGUAGCAACGACCCUGUGGCCUACGCAUGUGCCGAGAUGCUACAGGAGAAUACCAGCUUGCAGAGUCUUAAUAUCGAGUCCAACUUUAUCACAUCAGAUGGCAUGAUGGCCAUCAUCAAGGCCAUGGCAAGCAAUGCCACACUGGUAGAGCUUAAGAUUGACAACCAGAGGCAGAAGCUGGGGGACUCUGUUGAAAUGGAGAUUGCUUCCAUGUUGGAGAACAAUUCCAGCAUCCUUAAGUUUGGCUACCACUUUAACCAGCAAGGUCCCCGGGCCAGAGCCGCCAUGGCCAUCACAAGAAACAACGACAUGCUUCGCCAACAGAGACUGAGAUGAAGCAACAAGAAGCCAAAGCAACAGCCAUUGAUGAUCCUGUGCCAGCUUCUUUCUGUGUGCUGGAGCAAAAUGAAUCAUACCAAAUUAAUUUGAGUCAUUGUUCAUGAUGAAAAACUAUUUCUAACAUCCAUUCUCUACCAUUUCAUUUACUGCAACAAGCUUUGACAUGCUGAAAUCACUAUAAAAGCAUGUAUAGGCAACAAGCAAAACGUCAAGUGUCUUUUUUGUGCUUUUAGUUUUUGCCUCAUCAACAUCAUCACAGUCAGUUCUUUUGAUACAUGAAAACGCUUUCACUGUGGUACUAAAUUAUAUGUGGGAAGGGAGAAAUCUGUAAAUAUUUUCAAUAAAAAUACAUAUUUAACUAUUUUUCCUA